This is a messenger RNA of Oreochromis aureus, 783 nucleotides long. RefSeq lists its product as uncharacterized. Lineage: Eukaryota; Metazoa; Chordata; Actinopteri; Cichliformes; Cichlidae. Bases 18 to 779 code for a protein of 253 amino acids. The record is from RefSeq and is a predicted model, not a curated record. The transcript is spliced from 6 exons.
UUCAUCAGAACGUCGAUAUGAAACUGUGUCACAGUUUGGUCUGUUUCCUCUUCCUUCAAGCACUUCAGGAUGGAAACGCUGAUCUUGCUACUGCAGAAAUUCCCAUCCAUGCAGAAAGGGAGGGAGGAAACAUCACAGUUGGCUGUUUAUUUUCUUUGUCUGGAAGCUUGAGGCUCUUCUGUAAGGAAAAAUGUGAACAAGGAAAAAUUCUCAUUGAAACAACGGAGGACACAGCUCAACGAGGCAGAUACAGCAUUGAGUAUAAAGAAGGAAGAUUUCUCGAAACUAAGACAGUUAUGUAUGUGAGCAUCACAAAGCUGGAAGUGUCUGACUCGGGAGUGUACAGGUGCUCUUUGGGCAGAGUGGGUGUAGAUUUUUUUAAUUCAAACUAUGAAUUUCAGAUCUCUGUCAAAGAAGCCUCCACACCAACGAUGAAGAUGACACCACAGAGUUCAAACUCCACUGUUACAUCAUCCUCCACUGAAGCUUUCCAACACUUUCCCACACAACCUGCAAGUUCAGAUCUGCUGCUAUACAUGGGUCUGGUUGUGAUUGUCCUGAGCGCCUUCUUAUCAGCAGCUUUGCUGAUUUUCUGCAAGAGGAGGGCAACUAAACCCAAAAGACCUCCAGUGGAAAAUAUCUACUCCAGCAUCAUAGAUGACAGCCAGCUGUAUGAAGAGAUCAGAGAGGAGACAUUUCCACCUCCUGUGGAAAUGUCUUCAGUUUACACCACUGCCACAUGUCCCCAGCCAGAUGGAGUUGAAAGCUCAGAUGACUAAAGCA